Messenger RNA from Myripristis murdjan (pinecone soldierfish), 4550 nucleotides. It is a transcript of the gene nfatc1, whose product is annotated as nuclear factor of activated T cells 1. Bases 411 to 3026 code for a protein of 871 amino acids. Lineage: Eukaryota; Metazoa; Chordata; Actinopteri; Holocentriformes; Holocentridae. Gene Ontology annotation, molecular function: transcription factor binding; DNA-binding transcription factor activity, RNA polymerase II-specific; RNA polymerase II cis-regulatory region sequence-specific DNA binding. The record is from RefSeq and is a predicted model, not a curated record. Gene Ontology annotation, biological process: regulation of transcription by RNA polymerase II; cytokine production; calcineurin-NFAT signaling cascade. The transcript has 10 exons. Gene Ontology annotation, cellular component: transcription regulator complex.
AGACAAGCCAGGAUCCCCUUCCACCAAAUCAGAUAUUUCAACACACGGACAGAAAUAGCCAUCUCAAAGGCAUACGUGUGCAUCUCGGGACUGGUCGUAUUCGGCACGUUUUGACAAUUUGACGCAUCACAAAUAGUUUUUCCCCCAAUUUUGAUGCCAGUUUUUUCCAAAAUUUUGAAACAGUAAAGCCCGUGUACGCAAGCCUUUUCUGACAUUAUUUUUGAAUUUUAUUUCAUUUUUAUUUGAUUCCAUUUUUCACUCUCGUUUGUUCGUCCUCGGAUCUACAGUGAGAGAGGAUCUAGAGCAACAGCUGGGAAAUAUAAACUCCGCUAUAUGGAUCAAGGACUGCUCGCAUCUGCUGCCGCACUCCAAGUUUGAAUUCAGACGGUGAUCUCCGCAAUAAGAAGAAAAUGAAAUCCGCUGAAGAGGAUGCGUAUGGCUACACCCCAAAUGUUAGUCUCUCCCUCCCAUUGGGCAACCCUUGUCUUCCCUCCCAGUACCACAGCCUGCAGUCCAGCCCCACUAUAUCUGUUUCUGUCAGCCAGCCACACAGCUACGACACCCAAGACAACAUGAGAACCGCUGGUUACUACUCGUCCAAUAGCGUCCGUCCCAACGGAGCCCCGACUCUGGAGAGCCCUCGUAUUGAGAUCACAGCUUAUGGUCAGUUUCCAGAGGAUGAAGUGGAGGAGAGCAGCCUCCCUGUUGCCAAGCGCGUCAACUCCAUAGUGACGCUCACUCUGCCCAAUGCAGAUGGGUACCGUGACCCCAGCUGCCUGAGUCCAGCCAGCAGCAUCUCAUCCCGCAGCUGCCACUCCGACGCCUCCUCUUACGAGUCAAACUUCUCCUACAACUACGACAACUCCCCUCAGAACUCUCCCUGGCAGUCGCCCUGCGUGUCCCCCAAGGGCUCCACCCUCGCCCUGCCAGGUGACGCCUGUGCCCAGGGCGGCUCCCCGCGCCACUCCCCCUCCACCUCGCCCCGCACAAGCGUGACAGACGACACCUGGAUCGGUCAACGUGGCUCCAGGCCCAACUCCCCUUGUGGUGCGAAGAGGAAGUACAGCUUCAACGGCAGCGGGACGGUCCACAAGCACUACCCAUACUCGCCCAACCACUCCCCUGGCCCAUCCCCGCAGACUUCCCCUCGCCUCAGCGUCACGGAGGAGACCUGGCUGCCCAACACCAACCAGUACACCAACUCCGCCAUCCUGGCAGCCAUCAACGCCUUGACCACAGAUGGAGUGGCCGACAUCGGGGAGGGAAUCCCCAUGAAGGCCCGUAAAACCAGCCUGGAGCACAGCCUGAAGGUGGAGCCUGGAGGCGAUGACUUGAGUCCAGGGGAGCUCGUUCAAGACGAGCACCCCUCCUCCCGGCUGCCCUUAAAGAAGGAGGGCUACUGUGGUGGGUUCCUGGACGUGCCACAGCACCCUUACUCCUGGUCCAAGCCAAAGCAAUAUGUCAGCCCAUCCUUGCCGGCUCUCGACUGGCAGCUGCCAUCCAGCUCGGGACCCUACAGUUUACAGAUUGAGGUGCAGCCCAAGUCCCACCAUCGGGCCCACUAUGAGACGGAGGGCAGCAGGGGAGCCGUCAAGGCCCUGGCAGGAGGACACCCAGUAGUUCAGCUGCACGGCUACAUGGAGAGCGAGCCUCUGACCCUGCAGCUGUUCAUUGGCACAGCCGACGACAGGCUGCUGAGGCCUCACGCCUUCUACCAGGUCCACCGCAUCACCGGCAAGACGGUGUCCACUCCCAGCCACGAGGCCCUGCAGAACAACACCAAGGUGCUGGAGAUCCCGCUGCUGCCAGAGAACAACAUGCGGGCUAUAAUCGACUGCGCGGGGAUCCUGAAGCUGCGUAACUCGGACAUAGAGCUGCGAAAGGGGGAGACGGACAUCGGGCGUAAGAACACCAGGGUGCGGAUGGUUUUCCGAGUUCACAUCAACCAGCCCACGGGAAGAACUGUGUCCCUGCAGGUCGCGUCCAACCCCAUUGAGUGCUCCCAGAGAUCGGCCCAAGAGCUGCCGCUGGUGGAUAAGCAGAGUUUGGAGACGUGUCCCGCCCCCGGGGGGGAGAGGAUGCUCCUUAACGGACACAACUUUCAGCACGACUCCAAGGUGGUGUUCGUGGAAAAGGCUCAAGAUGGUCACCACCUAUGGGAGACUGAGGCCAAGGUUGAGAGAGAUGCCUCAAAGUCUAACUCACUUCUCGUUGAAAUCCCUCCCUACCGGAACCAGAGACUCUCCACCCCGGUCCACGUGAACUUCUACGUGUGCAACGGCAAGAGGAAACGGAGCCAGUACCAGCGCUUCACUUAUGUUCCCGCCAACGUUCCAACAAUAAAGACAGAGCCGCACGACGACUACGACGCCCCCCUGAUGUGCGCCCAGCGCGGCCCCGGCCUGGCACUGCACCCGAAGCCAUACUUCACCCCACAAGUCAUGACCCCCAUGAUGAGCGCCGACCUCAGGCCGUGUGUGGUGGGCGGGGCCUACUCUGUCAGCCAGCAGAGACUAGGAGCCAAGCCUUCCUCGCUAGCCUCCUCCUCCUCCCCGCCCAGCACCAGCCCCAAACUGCACGAGCUCUCCACGACAUCCUUCUCCAAGUGCCUCUCCGCUGGCCCGCCGCAGCACCCGGGACCGCAGUCCCCGAUCCCGCACGUCUCCAUCAUCCAGGAGGCGCCCGGACGCUACCCGCCGUCCGGCCUCUACCCGCCCAGCAGCGCCUCCUCCUCCCCGGCCUCGCAGCCCUCCACCCCCGGCGCAGGCCCCGAUGCCCCCUUCUCCCCCGCCCACUGCAUGACACCCGCCCCGCCGGUCAGCGGCAGCGCCAGCCCAGGGGCCCAGCAGCAGCACCCCAAGGUGCCGGAGAGGGGCCGCCCCUCCCUGCAGGAGGAGGGCAGCCCCCCCACGCUGGCUGUCAGCAUCAAACAGGAACCGCAGGAGCUGGACCAGAUGUACCUUGAUGACGUAAACGAGAUCAUCAGGAACGACCUGUCGAGCAUCUCCGUCCACAGCCAUGCGUAGCUUCCCGCCGGAACCAAAACGACAAGUCGGUGGAGGGAAAUACCAAACAAAAAUUUGAUACUACGCUUUGCAUGCUUGGACUACAGUGUGCUGGAAGCAACGAAAGGAAACCCAAAGAGAACAAAUGUAGAUGUAUUGUCCAGAGGACCAGGGUCCAGCGUGUGCCUUGUUUUCUUAUAUAUAAUGCCUUUACACAGAAAUUACACAAGGAAUCGAUCACAGGACUGACUUUUUUAGACAUGUAAAUCAGGUAUGUAGCACCCCGAGCUGCCAUCCCCAACCCCACACAAAGUAUGCUUUUAGUGGACCAAGCAUUGUUGUUUUAUAUACAGUAUAUGUACGUCUUUUUUUUUUUUUUCCUGCAGUUUGUAAAUGUGCCUGUGAGUUAUGUAAUUUGUAUAUAUGUGUAGUGCUUCAGUUUGCAUAUCUGGCUUUGCAGAGAGACAGUGAAAAAGAAAAGUGCCUUUGACUGGAAACAGAAAGUGGCGGUUUGACAAGUUCAACUUUGAAAAAUUCGAAACAAAAACUGUUUUUUUGUUUGUUUUUUUAAAUUUGCUUGGACUUUUUAAUUUGAUAUGGACUUUUGCAAGGAGAGAUAAAGUUUAAGGUUAAUACAAUGGGAUAUAUUUUCUUCAUCCACAACCAACAGCAAGCACUUAAAACCCACUGAGAGUCGCGGUUCGGUUUGUAGUUUUGCCGUCGAGACAACAAGCUAGUGCCUUGUGAAGUCCCGCAGCGAUGGAGGAUGUCCCGUUAAGCAACGUGCCGCUCGCCCUGCAGCUGACAUGUUGCAUAAACCUCACCCUCCAUACUUCCAAUGGCUUGAUAUGUAGUGUUGUUGUAGAUACAAAGCAGAUGUACUCAAGGGAUACUGAGAAGAGCGCCAUUUUUGUGCUAUUUUCUUAAUAGAAAUACAAUAGAAUGCAUAGACAUGUACUAUACCUUAUGACAAGGGGAAUAAUUAAGCUUGAAAAUAACAUGAACUGUGUGCUGAAGCAAUAACGGCUCGAUCGAUAUCAAAGGAAGACAAAGAAAUCAUCUCAAUUUUGACGAAGCUUGACUAUUAUUACUCCCUGGAAGCUAUGCAACACGCAGGUUAACGCUAGUCUCUCGAAGAAUGUACACACUCACGAUUGUAACGGAGAAGUUCCUCAAUCCAAAGAAUAGUUAAUGACGGCGAACAGCAAUAUGUAUGAAUUCUUUUUUUUUUUGUAUUUUCAUAUUUAUUCUAUUAGCAUGUGCUCUGUUUAUCCAUGGUUAUCAUACAGCUUCUUUUACAUGGUUACCGACAUACUGCGGUUUAUGUACCAAACAUCUGUAGGGUGCAUUGUGCACUUUUAGCAAAACGGAAUAGGCGUACACACACUUCCCCACAUUAGUAUUGGCAUAUUUAUGUGUAUUUAUGAGUCUUAAUCCAUAUAAUUAAAGGGCAUGAACGAAGCCAUACUGAUAUUUUUACUGAAAAGGUUAUUGUUUGUCUCCAGCUCAUAAUUCUGCUUUGUGAACUAUUUUGUGUAUUGUCAA